Molecule: messenger RNA, 1908 nt
Organism: Aspergillus sclerotioniger CBS 115572
Lineage: Eukaryota; Fungi; Ascomycota; Eurotiomycetes; Eurotiales; Aspergillaceae
Gene: met2
Product: homoserine O-acetyltransferase
Exons: 3
Coding region: 107-1564 (485 amino acids)
Biological process (GO): L-homoserine metabolic process
Molecular function (GO): homoserine O-acetyltransferase activity
Source: RefSeq, a predicted model, not a curated record
CCCAUUGAUACGUGUCUAACUGCUCGUCUUGGAUCAUCCUCCUCCCUUUUGCUUGCAUUUUCUCCCUACAGACUGCCUUUGAGCUGUCAUUAGCACACAGAUCAAGAUGGUCGCUCAACCCGCCCGCGGGCAACUCCAGAGGGUCGACUCGCAACCUGAAAACCCUUACUCCGGCCUGAUUACCGAUCAAUCCUUCGUCAUCAUCCCUUCCUUCACCCUCGAGUCCGGUGUUACCUUGCACAACGUUCCCGUGGCCUACACGACGCGGGGUGAGCUCUCCCCCGAGGGCGACAAUGCAUUGGUGAUCUGUCAUGCUCUCAGUGGCAGCGCCGAUGUCGCAGACUGGUGGGGUCCCCUGCUGGGCGGUCCCGGACAGGCGUUUGACACCUCCCGGUUCUUCGUCGUCUGCUUGAAUAGUCUGGGCAGUCCGUACGGAAGUGCCAGUGCCGUCACCUACAAGGAUGGUAACCCCGAAAACGGCCUGUAUGGCCCCGAGUUCCCUCUCACCACAGUCCGUGAUGAUGUAAAAAUCCAUAAAAUGGUGCUGGAUGACUUGGGUAUCCGCCAAAUCGCUGCCGUGGUGGGUGGUUCCAUGGGUGGCAUGCUCACUCUCGAGUACGCCUACUUCGGCAAGGACUAUGUGCGCGCGAUCGUUCCGAUCGCCACUUCGGCCCGUCAUUCGGCUUGGUGCAUCAGCUGGGGUGAGGCCCAACGCCAGAGCAUCUAUAGCGACCCGAAGUAUGAGGAUGGCUAUUACCCGUUUGAUGAUCCGCCGGCCACAGGCUUGGGUGCGGCGCGCAUGUCCGCCCUUCUCACCUACCGGAGUCGCAACUCGUUCGAGUCUCGCUUUGGCCGUAAUGUGCCCGAUCCUUCCAAGCGACAGAACAUUAACGGCACCGAACGGUCGCCUACCCCUCCCAACGAGCACUGGGCCAUCCACAACGAUGGACACAAGAGCGGACGCAGCUCGCCUGGUCCUCAGCAGCCCGAAGUCCAGCAUUCGGAGAUUCAGUUCCAAGACCCUCAGUUCUCCGGAGCCAAGACCUUCAGCAAGACCGUCGAGGCCAACGGCCAGAAGCGGCUCCCUACUUAUUUCUCGGCGCAGUCGUACCUUCGGUACCAGGGCGAGAAGUUCGUCAAGCGGUUCGAUGCCAACUGCUACAUCGCCAUCACCCGCAAGCUUGACACGCACGAUGUGUCCCGACACCGGGCCAGUUCGGGAUCGGAGAACCCCGUUCGUGAAGCCCUGUCCCAGAUCGAGCAGCCUUCUUUGGUCCUGGGCAUCGAAAGCGAUGGCCUGUUCACUUUUGAGGAACAGGCGGAGAUUGCGGCCGGCAUUCCGGACUCUCGCCUGAAGCGGAUUGAAAGUCCCGAAGGUCACGACGCCUUCCUCCUCCAGUUCGAGCAGGUCAACCGCUACAUCCUCGAGUUCUUCCGCGAAGUGUUGCCCGACAUCAUGUCCAAGGCACCGGCGGAAGGUGCAGUGGCUGUGGACGGUGUGAACAAGCUAACCAAGAGCAGCACAUUCGGCGAAGCGGAGGUGGAAGAUAUCACCGCGUGGUAACUGACCCGCAGGACCCGAUAUACAGUGGCGCAUUAGUUGCAGCCUUUCUACACUCUGCCUGACGGCGGUGGGCAGGCCAAGCCUUUCUCUCGGCGGCGAGAGGACGCGCCGCGGCUUCGGACCCCGCCAGCUCAGCGCCUUGGGGAAGUAGCGGUGCGGUCUUGUUAUUUAUUAUUCUAAGCCAGUCAGGGAGAUGAGCAUCCAACUGCCUCUCUCGUUUCCUCACAGGUAAGGCUGUAAAGAAGCACUUAACUGCUCUCCAUCAGAAACCCUCGAUCCAAUUCGGGGUGGUGGGCGACUUUGACAAAAGCGUUCGAUCGUACAUAAAGAAUAAAUUGUUUGAU